AUGCAGUUCCCCAUCAUUGCGAUUAUCUCCAUGGCCGCCGUCGCCUCCGCCGCAACCACAUACGAGACUGCCAACUACUUGUCCGUCUGCACACAGGGUAACAACCUCUUCUGCACUGGCAACACCCAAGUUUGCCCCAAGGGCAAGACGGACACCUUUGACGCCAAGGCUACCAAGGCCAACGAGGAGGCCUGCAAGGGUCGUAAGCAAAACGACAGCUGCACCCAAACCAUCGCUUGCGUCUAA
Colletotrichum truncatum is the source of this 246-nucleotide messenger RNA. RefSeq lists its product as uncharacterized. The record is from RefSeq and is a predicted model, not a curated record. NCBI's taxonomy places the organism in Eukaryota, Fungi, Ascomycota, Sordariomycetes, Glomerellales, Glomerellaceae.